Molecule: messenger RNA, 747 nt
Organism: Plasmodium malariae
Lineage: Eukaryota; Apicomplexa; Aconoidasida; Haemosporida; Plasmodiidae
Product: conserved Plasmodium protein, unknown function
Exons: 7
Coding region: 1-747 (248 amino acids)
Source: RefSeq, a predicted model, not a curated record
AUGAAUGCGCUUGUUCUCAGUACAGUCAUACUUGCAGUAAUCGAUCUUUUAGCAUAUUUUACCUUCGCAGAUUACAACAUAAAAACGAACAAAUUAACAUUUGAGUCAAAAACAAAUGAAUGCAAAAGAGCAAUAUAUAUGUUUGCAGGCAAGGACUCAUUCACUAUAAGGAGUAAAGACAAUGUUUACUUAGAAGCCCAUGACAACAAAACAGUUAUAAGCAGUUUAAACGUUUAUGGAAAUGUACACACAAAUGAAUUUCUCUUUUUUCAAACAAAUCAGUGGAAAUUAUACUACAUUAAUACGUUCGAUAGAAAAGAUAAUUCAUGGAGCCCCUCGGAUAUCAGCACGUGCGGUACCUCUCCUGAUACAUUUCUUGGCGGGCCAUGCAAAUUUGGAGCCACCGAUGCCUACACCAAAAUUGCCAACAUUCCCAAGCAUAGAGAAUUAAAAAUUAAGUUGAGGGUACAUUUUUUCGAUAUAUGGGAAAACGAUUCGCUAUUUUUGCAAGUCGACAAUAAAACAGUUUGGACGGAAUCUCAUCAGUCUUGCUCUUCGGAAAGUUGCUCCUCAGGAAUAAACCUCUGCGGGAAGGAUACCCCUGACCGACUAUCAGUACCUAUAGGCGUGGAAUUGGAGCAUACGUCAGAUACGGUUAAUAUAUUAAUUGGAAAUACUUUAAAAAAAAAAACUGAUGCAUGUACAACGUCAUGGGGCAUAGACGAUUUCGUUGUCUACUACAAAUAA